UAUCUUGGAUCUGUUUUAUAUUAAAUUAAUGUUAUGAUAAUGAUGCCACUGUUUUAUAUGAACUCUUAAUUUGGUGAUUUCAUGUUUUUUGUAUUUUUUUUAUUCCAGACUGUAAUUAUAAAAUGCAGCUUAAUCUCACAAGAGUAGACUACUUGCAAGUAGGCUUAACAUCUUCGCACUGUGUACGAGUUCUGCCAUCUAGCGGUGCCAAAGCUCAGCAGAAGGUUGUUGUUGGUGAUCAUGAUGGCCUCGUGCAGUUGUUUACCAUGAGAAAGGGAGAACCUCAGCUGGGAUUCAGAUCAGAUAUUGAGAAGCUGAUCACACGUGUAGAGCUUGGUGGAGCUUUAGGUACUGUACGAGACAAAAUAUUUGUGUCAUCAGGCAAUGAAGUCCGAGGUUAUACUAAAAAAGGCAAACAGUUUUUGGGGUUUGACACAAAUUUAACAGAGGAAAUAAGGUCUAUGCACAUAAGUGGGAGUGAUUUGUUAGUGUGUGGCAACCACAUAUACAAUCAUUAUCAUGACUGUCAAGAUGCUAGUUACUUCCUGGCUCCUGACAAAAUUAAUGAUGUUAUUUCACUUCCUGCAGAAAAGGUAAGCUAUUUUCGUUGCUCUUUUUACCAAAAAUAUAAUAUUUCCCAGUUUUCAGUAGUAGGGUUUGUCUUCUUACAUUAG
Messenger RNA from Macrobrachium nipponense, 674 nucleotides. Its product is annotated as Bardet-Biedl syndrome 7 protein-like. Gene Ontology annotation, biological process: cilium assembly; intracellular transport; intracellular protein localization. The record is from RefSeq and is a predicted model, not a curated record. Bases 123 to 674 code for a protein of 183 amino acids. Lineage: Eukaryota; Metazoa; Arthropoda; Malacostraca; Decapoda; Palaemonidae. Gene Ontology annotation, cellular component: ciliary basal body; membrane; axoneme. The transcript has 4 exons.